AAUAAAUGUUUUAGAUUUAUUUUAGUUAAAAAAUAUAUUAAUAAAUUAUUCUAUGAGAUGCGAGUGAAAAGCUGAAAAUAUCAAACUAGAAGACGGAUUUGUAUUAAGCAUAGAUUUAUAGCACAAGACCUUACACUUUUUCUCUAAUUAUUAAAGAAAAAUGUUACCUAUAUUCAUCAGACCAAUUACAGUAGACGUGACUAUACAAUAGUGUUAUUUUUAAGGAUGAUGUAAGACCGGUUCCUAUUAAAUUAAACUUUGUAAAUAAUUAUUGUGAAAUAAGUAGAUGGUAAUUACGUUAAAGAUUAUGAAAUAAUCGAUAUAACCUCACUCUCACUGCGCAAAUGAAAAUUUUGAUAAUAUUUCAGUGAAAAAUUACAAGUUUGGCGCAUUUCUAAACUUAUCCGUUGUUUAAUCGUUUUUAUCCAUCCAACACGUGUUUUUUUUUUUCAAAUUAUAAUAAGUGCCACAAUAAUGUCGAACAAAAUGCUGAUAAUAGGGAUCAGUGGUGUAACUUGCGGGGGCAAAACCACAUUGGCCAACGAACUAAAUCAGUUACUUCCCAAAAGCAAAUUAAUUUCACAGGAUGAUUAUUUUCUUGAUGUUGAUGAUCCACGCCACAUAUGGAUAUCCGAAUUAAACCAUAUCAAUUUUGAUAUCCUAUCAAGCCUUGAUAUGGAAAAAAUGGACCAUGAUAUCCAUGAGAUGAUAAGGAACAAAAAACGUCUUGAAAGUAGUAACACCAAAACUAACGGGUUAAAAAAAAUCAGAAGCUCUGAAGAAUUGAAGAAUACUACAAUAGAAAAAAUAAACCGUACGGGUUUGGAGGUUUUAAUCCUGGAAGGAUUUUCAAUAUUUAAUUACAAACCGUUGCGAGAAUUGUUUCACUUGAAAUAUUUUUUUACUCUCCCUAAAGACGAAUGCUUCACCAGACGCGAACAACGGGUUUAUGAGCCUCCAGAUUGUCCUGGGUAUUUUGAACUGUGCGCCUGGCCCGAACACAUAAAACAGAAGGAAGAGGUGGAGAACGAAGUUGAAGGAGUGCGAUAUUUCGAUGGACGCUCAAACAACGCCUUAGAAGAAGUACUUUGUGAUAUUGACAGUAUUUUUUAAUUUAUAAAAUUGUGAUUGCGACAUUCCUGGUAGAAAUAUACUGAUGUAGCAAGUA
This is a messenger RNA of Tribolium madens (black flour beetle), 1168 nucleotides long. Its product is annotated as nicotinamide riboside kinase 1. The transcript has 2 exons. The record is from RefSeq and is a predicted model, not a curated record. Gene Ontology annotation, cellular component: cytoplasm. Lineage: Eukaryota; Metazoa; Arthropoda; Insecta; Coleoptera; Tenebrionidae. Bases 475 to 1113 code for a protein of 212 amino acids.